Molecule: messenger RNA, 3875 nt
Organism: Betta splendens (Siamese fighting fish)
Lineage: Eukaryota; Metazoa; Chordata; Actinopteri; Anabantiformes; Osphronemidae
Product: NACHT, LRR and PYD domains-containing protein 4E-like
Exons: 10
Coding region: 209-3421 (1070 amino acids)
Molecular function (GO): protein binding
Source: RefSeq, a predicted model, not a curated record
AAUAACUGAAAUGAACAAUGAAAUGAAAAAAUGGAAUCUGUUUUUCUAUUGUUUUUCCGUCUUCUCUCCCACUGCAUGCUGGGAGUACAGGGCCGUCAGAGUGUACAUGUUUCAGGCUAAAGCUCCAAAGUCUCUGCCUGUAUGCAAAUUCAGCAACUAAUCAUCUUCCAAGAGAACACCGAGCCUAGUUCUCCCAACAGGCUCUGCUAUGAAUCAGUGUGAGGACAGGGAGGAGGGAGUCCUUCCCUCUAAAAGCACUCUGGAUGAGGAACAUAAGAGUCAGACACAAGCUCUAAGGAUGAAGCAGCAACGACCACAAUCUCCUGAAGCCAGUGGGGUCUCCAUGAAGAGUGAUGGGUCCAAGGGUGCUGUUGUUAACUUCAAAGAUGGACAACACGCUAAUGAAGGAGCAGAUGAGGAGAGCGCAGAUGUCCCCUGUGAUCAGUCUACCCAGCAGCAUCAAUCAGAUCUGGACUCUGUAUUUAUGCUUCUGGAGGAGAACAUUGUGACGUUUGUGAAGAAUGAGCUGAAGACGAUUCAGAGGGUCCUGAGUCUGGAUUACUGUUUGGAGAGUUUGAGGGAGGAUCAGGUGGUGUUGGACAGGGAUGAAGAGCAGAGGAGGAGCAGCAGAGAGUCAUUUCAGAAGAUCACCCUGAACUUCCUGAGGAGAAUGAAGAAGGAGGAUCUUGCUGAUCGUUUGCAAAGCAUAAUUUUUGCUCCACUGUGUCAACAUGAACUCAAGUCUAACCUAAAAGAGAAGUUCCAGUGUGUGUUUGAGGGAAUCACUAAAGCAGGAAACUCAACCCUGCUAAACCAGAUCUACACAGAGCUUCACAUCACAGAGGGAGGGACUGGAGAGGUCAACGAUGAACAUGAGGUCAGACAGAUUGAAACAGCGGUCAGGAAACUGGACAGAGCAGAAAGAACAAUCAGACAAGAAGACAUGUUUAAAGGCUCACAUGGAAGAGAUAAACCAGUCAGAACAGUGAUGACAAAGGGAGUGGCUGGCAUUGGGAAAACAGUCCUAACACAGAAGUUCACUCUGGACUGGGCUGAAGACAAAGCCAACCAGGACAUACACUUCACGUUUCCAUUCACCUUCAGAGAGCUGAAUGUGGUGAGAAAGACAAAGUUCAGCUUGGUGGAACUUGUUCAUUACUUCUUUACUGAAACCAAAGCAGCAGGAAUCUGCAGGUUUGAAGAGUUCCAGGUGGUGUUCAUCUUGGACGGUCUGGAUGAGUGUCGACUUCCUCUGGACUUCCACAAUAAUAAGAUCCUGACUGAUGUCACAGAGUCCACCUCAGUGGAUGUGCUGCUGACAAACCUGAUCAGGGGGAACCUGCUUCCCUCUGCUCGCCUCUGGAUCACCACACGACCUGGAGCAGCCAAUCAGAUCCCUCCUGGCUGUGUUGACCUGGUGACAGAGGUCAGAGGGUUCACUGACCCACAGAAGGAGGAGUACUUCGGGAAGAGAUUCUUAAAUGAAGAAGAGGCCAUCAGAAUCAUGUCCCACAUCGAGACAUCACGAAGCCUCCACAUCAUGUGCCACAUCCCAGUCUUCUGCUGGAUCACUGCUACGGUUCUGGAGGAUGUGUUGAAAACCAGAGAUGGAGGAGAGCUGCCCAAGACCCUGACUGAGAUGUACAUCCACUUCCUGGUGGUUCAGACCAAAGUGAGGAAAAUCAAGUAUGACGGUGGAGCUGAGACAGAUCCUCACUGGAGUCUAGAGAACAGGAAGACGAUUGAAUCUCUAGGAAAACUGGCUUUUGAGCAGCUACAAAAAAGAAACUUAAUCUUUUAUGAAUCAGAUCUAAAAGAGUGUGGCAUCGACAUCAGAGCAGCCUCAGUUUACUCAGGAGUGUUCACACAGAUCUUUAAAGAGGAGAAAGGACUGUAUCAGGACAAGGUGUUCUGCUUUGUUCAUCUGAGUGUUCAGGAGUUUCUGGCUGCUCUUCAUGUGCAUCGGACCUUCAUUAACACUGGAGUCAAUCUGCUGUCAGAACAACGAUCAUCCAACUUUUUUCAACUUUUUAAAGAACCUGAACCAUCACAGUUCUACAAGAAUGCUGUGGACCAGGCCUUACAGAGUCCAAAUGGACACCUGGACUUGUUCCUCCGUUUCCUUCUCGGUCUUUCAUUGAAGAGCAACCAAGCUCUCCUUCGAGGCCUUUUGACCAAGACAGGAAGUAGAUCACAGACCAGCCAGGAAACCGUCCAGUACAUAAAGAAGAAGAUCAGUGAGAAUCUGUCUGCAGAGAAAAGCAUCAACCUGUUCCACUGUCUGAAUGAACUGAAUGAUCAUUCAUUAAUGGAGGAGAUUCAACAGAACCUGAGAUCAGGAUGUUUGUCUACAGAUAAACUGUCUCCCGCUCAGUGGUCAGCUCUGGUUUUCAUCUUACUGUCAUCAAAAAAAGAUCUGGACGUGUUUGACCUGAAGAAAUACUCUGGUUCAGAGGAGGUUCUUCUGAGGCUGCUGCCAGUGGUUAAGGCCUCCAACAAAGCUCUACUCAGUGGCUGUAGACUGACGGAGAAAAGCUGUGAAGCUCUGUCCUCAGUUCUCAGUUCCCGGUCCACAAGUCUGAAAGAACUGGACCUGAGUAACAAUGAGCUGCAGGACUCAGGAUUGAAGCUGCUUUCUGCUGGACUAAAGCAACAACAUUGCCAACUAGAAACUCUAAGUCUGUCAGGUUGUCUGAUCACAGAGGAAGGCUGCGUUUCUCUGGUUGAAGCUCUGAGCUCUAACCCGUCCCAUCUGAGAGAACUGGACCUGAGCUACAAUCAUCCAGGAGACAUGGGAAUGAAGCUCUUGUCUGCUGGAAUGGUGGAUUCACACUGGAGACUGGAAACUCUCAGGUUGGACCAUGGUGGACCUCACAGAGUGAAAAAGAAGUAUGCCUGUGAACUGGAAGUGGAUCCAAACACAGUGAACACAAAACUAAAACUUUCUGACAACAACAAGAUGGUGACACACGCAGAGGAGGAGCAGUCAUAUCCUAAUCAUUCCGAGAGGUUUGAUGUGUGGCCUCAGCUGCUGUGUAGGAAUGGCCUGACAGGUCGUUGUUACUGGGAGGUUGAGUGGACAGGAAACCUACAUAUAUCAGUGAGUUACAGAGGAAUCAGAAGGAAAGGAGACAGUGAAGACUGUUUGUUUGGAAGAAAUGAUCAGUCCUGGUGUCUAAACUGCUGUGAUGAUGGUUAUUCUGUCUGGCACAAUAGUAGAGAAACAACUGUGCCCACUUCCACCUCAUCCGUCUCUAACAGAGCAUCAGUGUACUUGGACCAUCCUGCUGGCACUCUGUCCUUCUACAAAGUCUCCUCUGACAAACUGAUUCACCUCCACACCUUCAACACCACCUUCACUGAACCUCUUUAUGCUGGGUUUAGGGUCUGGUCUGGUUCAGCGUCUCUGUGUAGUGUGUAGAUGAAUCGCGUGAACUUAAAUUUGAUUCCAUAUCAGCUAAAUGGUUAAGUUCAAAGAUACUGGUUAAAGCUAAAACAUGCUCCACAGUAUCUGUCUGAUCUCUGUUCAGUGCUCUGUCUCACUCUUUGAGGUCAUCAGAUCAGUCAUUUCUUUACCUUUCCCUAACAUUAUGGUGAGGGGCCCACUGUGGGCCCAAACGGUGGAAUGCAUUACCUGUGUACAUCAGGCAAACUAGUUCUGUCUCUGUUUUAAAAUCUCUCAUUAAAGCACAUUUUUGUCUUUUCACUUUGAAAAAUUGACAUUUGCUCUCUGUGCUAUUUUAUUGCUAUUUUAAUUGUUUUUUAUGUCUUAAGUGUUGUCUUUAGUGUUUUAACUCUCCAGAUCUCUGUGUAUAGCAACAACUUUGUUAUUUUUAAAGUGCUGUAUGAAUAAAGCUGAUUGUUUGGUUGUUUGA